Acipenser ruthenus (sterlet) is the source of this 1749-nucleotide messenger RNA. RefSeq names its product keratin, type I cytoskeletal 50 kDa-like. Gene Ontology annotation, molecular function: structural molecule activity. NCBI's taxonomy places the organism in Eukaryota, Metazoa, Chordata, Actinopteri, Acipenseriformes, Acipenseridae. The record is from RefSeq and is a predicted model, not a curated record. Bases 146 to 1441 code for a protein of 431 amino acids. The transcript is spliced from 8 exons.
UAUCCACAAACCACAACCCCUCGCCUUGGUCCAACGCAGCCUUUUUUAUAGCUGUCUCUGGUCUUUUGAGGUCUGUUGUAAGCUCUGCAGCGCUCCUUACUUCUCUACAGAAAAGUAUCAGCACAUCAAAACCCCAGUCGCAAGCAUGCAGGUCCAGCGUUCUCAGCGGUUCUCCAGCGCCUCAAUGGGUGGUGGUGGCGGCGGUUCAUUACGCAGGUCCGGUGCGCAGUCUUCUUUCAGCAGCAUGGGAGGUGGCAUGGGCUAUGGCAUGGGUGGUGGCGGUGGUGGUAUGAGCUUUGGCAUGGGUGGUAGCAGUAGUGGCAUGGGCUUUGGCAUGGGUGGUGGCGGUGGUGGCUUUGGCUUCGCUAACGGUGCAGGUGCGUUUGGAGCUGGCGGUGGCGAGGGCGGCUCCUUCAUAAUGGGCAACGAGAAGCAGCACAUGCAUGAACUGAAUGACCGUCUGGCCACCUACCUGGAGAAGGUGCGCACCCUGGAGGCAACCAACAAGGACCUGGAGGAGAAGCUGAGGAACUUCACAACUUCCAAGGUGGAGAGCCACGACUAUUCUGCCUACGAGGCGCAGCUGAAGCCAAUCAGAGACCAGAUCAUUAAUAUCAUCCUGGAGAAUGCUCGUCUGGCCCUGGAGAUGGACAAUGCAAAGCUGGCUGCCGAUGACUUCAGAAUGAAGUUUGAGACGGAGUAUGCAAUCCGCCAGUCAGUGGAGGCUGAUAUCAAUGGGCUGGGGGGCUUGAAGAAGGAGUACGAGUUCAACCACAAGACUCUGCUGCAGGACAUCGAGGGGCUGAAGGAUGAGCUGGAUUUCCUAAAGAAGAACCACGAGGAAGAGCUGGCCUCGCUCCGCUCGGAGAUGAGUGGCACGGUGAGUGUGGACCUGCAAGCUGCUCCUGCCGUGGACCUGCAGAGAGUCCUGGACGACAUCCGUGCCGAGUACGAGGGUGUGGCGCGACGCAGCCAAGAGGAGGCGGAGAGGUGGUUCGUGAAGCAGGCUGAAACGAAGCAGGCAGAAGUAGCUCAGAGCACCGAAGCUCUCCAGUCCACGAAGACGGAGUUCACCGAUCUCAGACGCCAAUACCAGAACCUGCAGGCCGAGCUGGACGCCCUUAAUGCUUCGAAAUCCUCUCUGGAGCAGGUGCUGAUGGAUACAGAGGGGCGCUACCAGAUGCAGCUGCAGCAAAUCUCCGCCAUGGUGGGCCGGCUGGAGCAGGAGCUGAUGAACGUCCGCGACAGCAUGACAGCCCAGUCUCAGGAGUACCAGAACCUGCUCAACAUCAAGAUGAAGCUGGAGAUGGAGAUCGCCACGUACAAGAAGCUGCUGGAGGGGGCGGAGCCAGGGGCCGUCAUGCUCGGAGGGGGAGGAGCUGGUGUCAACACUUCCCAGACAGUCGUGAUAACAAAGGAAACAAAAACAGUGACCACCUAAACGCUUCGGUCAGGAAAAACGGGAGACAGACGGACGGACGGACAGGCAGACGAACGCACACGCUUCUCCUGUGAACACAAUAAAAUGCUUAACGCCUUCACUAUUUUUUCUGUUUCUGAGUUUCUGCACCCUUUGUUAAAGCUCCCCACGCUAUCCUAUGCACAGCGAAAGUGUAGUAAAAGCACUGGCCGUCCGUGCAUGGCAUGAUAUUCUUGGAUAGUCUUCACUUGUACUGUAGAUUGGGAACCUCUUUACUUCUGUCUGGGUGUUUUCUUUGUAAGGUGGACAAUAAAAGAAGUGCAACCGCA